UUCCAAUGCUACCUGGUGGCCUUGCAUGAUGACUAUUCCUAUUUCCGCCCCGACAUCAUCAGAUUUGCUCCGCGAUCCAUAAAUUUAACGAAAACAAGUCCACACGCUGGUGUAAGACCAGGAUGGAGAAGAACGUGUAUGCGAGCGGCGCGCAGAAGGCGGCCGACCACGAGCUGGAGGAGAAGCUUGGCCACACCGCCGUCUUCGAGGCAAAGCAAGCAACAGAUGAGGAACAUGCUCAAACUCUUCGUCAGGCGUUCAGCCAGAAUCGCAGGGCAGUGUUCUGGUCCGUCCUGAUUUCAUUGUCUAUCGUCAUGGAAGGAUACGACACAAUUUUGAUGGGAAACUUCUUUGCGUACCCCGAAUUCCAGAAGAAGUUUGGGAACUGGUAUGGCGGCGACAUUGGCUGGCAGGUGUCCGGGCCCUGGCAGACUGGCCUGAACAUGGGCAGUACAGUGGGCGGGAUAUUUGGAGGCCUUCUCAACGGCUACUUCGCUUCCAAGUUUGGGUACCGAUGGGUCCUCAUCAUCGCCAUGGCAUUCCUCAACGCCUUCAUCUUCCUGACAUUCUUCGCCCCCGGACCCGAGGUGCUCCUCGUCGGACAGAUCAUGUGCGGUCUCUCCUGGGGCGUGUUCGCCACGCUCAGCCCGGCGUACGCCUCCGAGGUCUGCCCUACAAACCUGCGCGGCUACAUGACGACUUAUGUCAACCUCUGCUGGGCCAUUGGCCAGCUGAUUGCGGCAGGCGUCCUGCGCGGAUGCCUCAACAUCGAGGGCGAGAUGGGGUACCGCAUCCCCUUUGCGAUCCAGUGGCUUUGGCCUACCCCCCUGAUGGUGGUCGCCUACUUCGCCCCGGAGUCUCCCUGGUUCCUCGUCCGUAAAGACCGCCUGGAGGAGGCACGCGAGUCUAUCCUUCGAUUGAGCGGUCCCGAGAAGACGGAGGAGCAGGUCACCGCUCAGCUGGCUAUGAUGCUGCACACCACUAAGGUCGAGUCCGAGGUUACCAAGGGCACGAGCUAUAUCGAUUGCUUCAAAGGUGUCGACCUGCGCCGCAGCGAGGUUGUCAUGGUCGCCUUCGCUGGUCAGAUUCUGUCUGGAAGCAGUUUCGCAUACACUCCGACAUACUUCUUCACGACUGCAGGCAUGCCUGUCGCCAAAGCCUUUGAGCUUAGUUUGGGUGCAAAAGGAAUGGCAUUUAUUGGAACUGUUCUAUCUUGGUGGCUCAUCUCUUACUGGGGACGCCGUCCCAUCUACGUUGUUGGCAUGGGUUGUCUUUGCGUUCUCCUGUUAAUUAUCGGAAUUCUGGAUGUCUCGGCGGGUGACAACGCUCUUUGGCCGUCGGGGGGUUUGUGUGUCCUCUGGCUCUUUAUCUACUCAUUGACCAUCGGGCCUAUUGCUUAUAGUAUUAUAUCCGAGACAUCCUCUGUCCGACUUCGCCCGCUAUCAGUCGUCCUGGCGCGCAACGCAUACCAGCUGACUAAUAUCGUGUCUCAAGUUUUACAAGCAUAUAUGAUGAACCCGACCGAAUGGAAUCUCCAGGGCCGAACCGGCUUCUUCUGGGGCGCUACCGCCCUCUGCGUUUUUGUUUGGGCAUACUUCCGGCUACCCGAGGUGAAAGGCCGUACAUACGAAGAGCUGGAUCUACUGUUCACGAACAAAGUUCCUGCCCGACAAUUCGCCUCCACCCACGUGGAUGCGUACACCACCUCGUUCAGUACAGGAGACGAGAAGAGCAGGGUCGAGCAGGUUGCAUGAUCGCAUACCAUACGCCGUCCUUUUGAUCGUUCUGAACGACUGCUCGGAUUUUGACUGGAGAUUAACAAGCACUUGGCGGCUUUGUCUAAAUUUCUCGACUCUCAGGAGAAUUCCCGGGACCUAGGUAGUCUUUGUUGGACUGGAUCAUUAUUUGGAACCCGAUUCUCAUGAUUCUAGUUCCUUAGAACUUAGCGUGGAAUCCAAGGUCG
Molecule: messenger RNA, 1963 nt
Organism: Diaporthe batatas
Lineage: Eukaryota; Fungi; Ascomycota; Sordariomycetes; Diaporthales; Diaporthaceae
Exons: 5
Coding region: 123-1754 (543 amino acids)
Biological process (GO): carbohydrate transport; transmembrane transport
Cellular component (GO): membrane
Molecular function (GO): carbohydrate:proton symporter activity
Source: RefSeq, a predicted model, not a curated record